CCAGGACGGAGUGUGGGCACUUGGUAGCAGGUGCUUAAGGCAUGGUAUGGGCUUCUUCUCUACAGCAAGAAGUAUUUCCCUGUAGGCAGAGUGGGCUUGGGUAUAAUCUAGAAAAUAACAUCAUCACCUUUGUUUUUGGAGUCCUAAGGAGAUUUUUAAAGUUGGCCUAGCAUGGCUUGUAGUCAUCACAGACUCAUCUUCUGGUAAAGUUUGCUGGCAAUGUCACAGAAUGAGCUGGAGAGGAAUGGGGGACACGACCAACAAGUCACCACUUGGUCUAGCAUGAACAAGGACACAUCAACAAACAUUAAAAAUCUUAGUUUUAUUGGGGUCCACGAUAUUUGUGUUGAGAACGGUAUUCACCAUCUUGAAAAGUUGAAUUUGAGGAGUUCUUUGCCUAGUUAUCCGUUAACAGCAUUUCGUGAGAAUAAAAGUGUAGAUUCUGGCAUCCCAACUCUUGAAAUCUCCAACCCUGAGCCUGUCCAUUGCAUCCUUCAAAAUAAAAGGCCAAGCUUGUCUACAGAUGAAACAACUUUUCAAAGCUCCAAGACUAUACCAACAAGUUGUCCUUCUUACCAGAGGGGCACAGACCAUGAGCACAUUAUAUGGAAAGCAUCUACAUUUCCAAGGUCUGGCUAUGACACUGCAAAACUUUACAGCCCAACAUCUAAAACAUUCAACAGAAGUGAUGAUAUCUCGGACUGCAGUGUCUCUAGCCUCAGUACUGAAUUUUCCACUACUCUUUCUGUGAGUAAUGAGGACAUUGUGGAUUUUUUGGUUACUAGCAACUCAAGCGCAAUUGUUACUCUGGAGAAUGAUGAAGCACAAUUUUCAGAUGUUACGUUAAAUUCGACUAAAGACACUCCAGAUCGUAAUUCAAAGGGAUGGGAUCAGGAUACAGACGUGGACACCAAAAUGAAAAUAUUGGGACCUCUGAGCAAUUUCUUUUCCAGGAAUAUUUUUGCAAGAAAAAAGAAUCUUUCGGUAGAAAAACAAAACGACCUGGGCUGGAAGUUGUUUGGAAAAGUCCCAAUGCGUGAUAGCCAUCUUAAUGACUCAAGAAAAAUACAGAAGGAAUAUGAAGAAAGAAUAGGAAGAUCUUCAAAGUCUCCCUCUCCAAAGCAGAAUGUGAGGAAAAGCCUAGUUUUUGAGCCUCUGUCCACAACAGCACUCAUUUUGGAAGACAGACCAGCGUAA
Messenger RNA from Bombina bombina (fire-bellied toad), 1197 nucleotides. Its product is annotated as TBC1 domain family member 14. The coding region runs from base 220 to 1197 and encodes 325 amino acids. The record is from RefSeq and is a predicted model, not a curated record. The transcript is spliced from 5 exons. Lineage: Eukaryota; Metazoa; Chordata; Amphibia; Anura; Bombinatoridae.